Durio zibethinus is the source of this 2146-nucleotide messenger RNA. RefSeq names its product Ergosterol biosynthesis ERG4/ERG24 family (gene FK). Lineage: Eukaryota; Viridiplantae; Streptophyta; Magnoliopsida; Malvales; Malvaceae. Gene Ontology annotation, cellular component: endoplasmic reticulum membrane. Gene Ontology annotation, molecular function: Delta14-sterol reductase activity. Gene Ontology annotation, biological process: sterol biosynthetic process. The record is from RefSeq and is a predicted model, not a curated record.
AUCUAUUAUUUUUAAUACAUUUAUUCAUUUACGUGGGAUCGACUUGUAAAGUAUGAAAAUCAUUUACAAAAAUGAUUUUGAUGAAUGUUUUAAAAAAUAAGUAAAAAACUAAACAUCAGUGUACCUGAAAUAGUGGAUUCCAUAGUCAGAAAUGAUGUGAAACUUUAGUUAAUGAAUAUUUUUUUUAUUUGUUUUGAUUAUUAAACUUAAAUAAAUUUGUUUUCCCCAAAAAAAUUACAGCAAAGUGAAAUUUAAGUGAAGUAGCGAAGCGAUGUUUACCAACAACAGUGGCAGUCCCCUCACUCUAGUCAGUAGGGUGGAAAAACGUAUAACAGAGCUCUAAAUUUCUUCAAAACGAGAUUCAACACUCAAUAACAGAAAAAUGGAUCUGGGUUUUCUUCUAAAGGCCUUAAUUCCCUCGUGGAACUCUGUUGCUGUUUUGAUGAUAUUCUUUGCUUACUUAGCUGUUGCUGGAUCUAUUUUACCUGGAAAACUUGUUCCUGGAGUCACCUUACAAGAUGGGUCUCGUCUCCAUUACUGCUGCAAUGGAUUGCUAGCACUACUUUUGUUAGUUGGGCUUCUUGGGGUUGGAUCUAAGGUGAAUUUCGUAUCACCCACGGUGAUAUCAGACGGAGGACUUGAGCUGUUAUCAGCAACUUUCAUAUUCAGUUUUCUUGCAAUGAUGGUACUCUAUGCUGCUGGGUGCAGGUCCCAAAGUAAACGUUCUUCAUUAAAGCCUCACAUCACAGGAAACCCGAUACAUGACUGGUGGUAUGGGAUGCAGCUGAAUCCUCAGUUUAUGGGUAUUGAUCUCAAAUUCUUCUUUGUUAGAGCUGGAAUGAUGGGAUGGCUACUUAUCAACCUAUCAAUUCUUGCAAAAAGUGUUCAAGAUGGCACUUUGAGCCAAUCAAUGAUCCUCUACCAAUUAUUCUCUGUGCUAUACAUCCUGGACUAUUUUGUUCACGAAGAGUACAUGACCUCCACCUGGGACAUAAUUGCUGAGAGAUUGGGUUUCAUGUUGGUCUUUGGAGAUCUAGUGUGGAUUCCUUUCACAUUUAGCAUCCAGGGUUGGUGGCUUUUGAAUAACAAAGUGGAGAUGACAACAGCUGCUGCAAUAGCAAAUUGUUUUGUUUUUCUGAUUGGCUACCUUGUAUUUAGAGGAGCCAAUAAGCAAAAGCAUAUAUUCAAAAAGAAUCCCAAGGCGCUUAUAUGGGGUAAGCCUCCAAAGGUUAUCGGAGGAAAGCUGCUUGCUUCUGGAUAUUGGGGAAUUGCAAGGCACUCUAAUUACCUUGGGGAUUUGUUGGUGGCAUUGUCCUUCAGUUUACCUUGUGGAAUAAGUUCCCCCAUUCCAUACUUCUACCCGAUUUAUCUGUUCAUUCUGUUGGUAUGGAGGGAAAGGAGAGAUGAAGUCCGUUGUGCAGAGAAGUACAAAGACGUAUGGGCUGAAUACUGCAGGCUUGUUCCAUGGAGAAUAUUUCCGUAUCUGUAUUAGUCACCGAAAGCUGCUGGAAUAUCUAUUCAUAACUUUUUUUUUAGUACUUGAGAUUGUCAGAAUUGAAAGCUGGUUAAUAAAACUAAGGGUUCGGCAUUUAUUCACCGACCGAUCACAUUGUUGUUGGCAAUCUACUCGUAAUUUAAUUUAGCUUGUAUCAUGAACGUAGCUUCAAUCUUGGGUUAGUUGCCAAUGUCAGCAGGAACUAAAAGAAACUUUGGGGGCCCAUAUAUGAGUUGUUCCUUAAUGACCGAAUUAACCAUUUUUUUCAGUAGCAGCAUCUCAUUCUUAAAAGGCUUGUGGUCUUGGGUUUUUGAGAUCGAGUGAGGAGCAAGCAUUGGCAUCUGGGGCAAGGGAUGAAAAAUGAUAACUUUUCUCAUCAUGUAUUUCAAUGAAAACAAUAAACAACAAUACCACUUCUCUUGUUUGAUAUCUGCACUUUUCUAAGAAUCUGAUGCUUCCUCGUGGUGGGAAUCAUAAGUGUUGGCAUCCUUGCUGUUUUCUUUAAUUUCAUUAUUUCCACUAAAGAAAUCAAUCAGAUUCUUGACUGAGUUCCAAGUAAUAUUUUUUAAGAGUCUGGUGUAAUUGGUGGGUGGGGUUUUUGUCAAAUAGUUCAUUGUUUUCCGCAAUUAGUCAAAUAUAGAGCCAAAAUGA